This is a messenger RNA of Eurytemora carolleeae, 649 nucleotides long. RefSeq lists its product as uncharacterized. NCBI's taxonomy places the organism in Eukaryota, Metazoa, Arthropoda, Copepoda, Calanoida, Temoridae. The record is from RefSeq and is a predicted model, not a curated record. The coding region runs from base 42 to 347 and encodes 101 amino acids. The transcript has 4 exons.
UAUUUCAAUCUAAAGUCAUCUUUUUUCAGAUUACAGUAAAAAUGGAAUCCGAACGAAGAGAUCUGGAAAAGGAUGAAUUUGUGUGGCUUGAACCUCCACAAACAACACAGAGAUCAGAGACUUUAGAGAAUACAGAUGAUACAGAGAAUACAGAGAACACAGAAAAUAAUGAAAACACAGAUGAUGUAAUCAAUUCUCAGGGUGCUUGGACUGGACAAGUAUGGAGUAAAUAUAUACAAGACGUUGGUAUACAUCAGGCAAAACAGGGUUCGGAGGAGGACAGUGAAGAAGAAAAAGAAAAGGAAAAAGGGAAAUGGAUUGGUCAGAUCUGGACAAAAUAUCUUUAAAGAGACAAACAAAAAAUUCCCCAUAAAAAGUUGAUGUAACAAUUAAUUUCUCAUACAAGUUGUAACAAUUCAUUCCCCAUAAAAAGUUGAUGUAACAAUUAAUUCUCCAUAAAAAGUUGAUGUAACAAUUAAUUCUCCAUAAAAAGUUGAUGUAACAAUUAAUUCUCCAUAAAAAGUUUAUGUAACAAUUAAUUCCCCAUAAAAAUUUUAAGUAACAAUUAAUUCUCAAUAAAAAGUUUAUGUAUCAAUUAAUUCUCCAUAAAAAGUUUACGUUUCCCAUGAAUAAAUGUAGAAUAAAGUUA